AUGUCAAAACCCCACCCUCUAAUUGUUCCUAUACUAGAGGAAGUUGGUUUUUCUGGGCUUGCAAACCUUAGACAUCUCAAGAUGGAUCACGCAUUGGUCACAACUUUGGUUGAAAGAUGGAGACCUGAGACUCACACCUUCCAUUUUCCAAUAGGGGAGUGCACGAUAACACUGGAGGAUGUUGCACUUCAACUUGGCCUAAGAGUUGAUGGUUUACCAGUCAUUGGCCCAACAUUAUAUGACUGGGAGGAUAUAUGUUCCACGUAUCUUGGAAUCGUGCCACUUAAAGGAGAGUCACUAAUUGGCUCUAUGAUCAAGCUAAAGUGGUUGAGAGAAAAUAUGUUGGAAUUACCAGAGGAACCAUCUCAAGAAGAACUUCAUGCACAUUGUAGGACAUAUGUAUUAGGUUUAAUAGGAGGUGUUUUGAUGCCUAACAAAAUAGGCAAUAAGGGAAAUGUAUACAGAUCAAGGUAUGAUCACAUUCAGGCUGAUCAGGAUGUCCCUUCACCAGCCAAUAAUUUGGAUAACCUACACAAAAUUGACAUGAGGGGAAGACAAGAUGAAAAUUGGGUUACAAGACAUGCUCAAUGA
Cajanus cajan (pigeon pea) is the source of this 591-nucleotide messenger RNA. The record is from RefSeq and is a predicted model, not a curated record. NCBI's taxonomy places the organism in Eukaryota, Viridiplantae, Streptophyta, Magnoliopsida, Fabales, Fabaceae.